AUCCUCGUGUCUAACAGAAUCAACGCAUACAACAAACAACGUUUAACCCUAGAAACAAGGAAAAUCGCGUUAGUUCAAAUAAUUCACCAGUGUUUUCUAAUUUACAGUAUAGAAGUCCUUUUUUUUUGAAACAUAGAUAAUAAUGGUCAAGGAAACCAAAUUCUACGAUGCUUUGGGUGUUUCUCCAUCCGCAAGCGAUUCUGAAUUGAAAAAAGCAUACAGAAAGUCCGCUUUGAAAUACCAUCCAGAUAAGAACCCUUCCCCUGAAGCCGCUGAAAAGUUUAAGGAGAUCAGUCACGCUUACGAAAUCUUGUCUGAUGAACAAAAGAGAGAAGUCUACGAUAACUACGGUGAAGAAGGAUUGUCCGGAGGUGCCGGUGGUCCAGGUAUGAAUGCUGAAGACAUAUUCAGUCAGUUCUUUGGUGGAGGUUUCGGUGGUGCCUUUGGUGGUGGUCCACAACGUCCUAGCAGAGGUAAAGAUAUUAGACACUCUAUUUCUUGUACUUUGGAAGAGUUAUAUAAGGGUAAGACCACCAAGUUGGCUCUCAACAAGACCGUAUUGUGUAAGAACUGUAACGGGUUAGGUGGUGCCGAAGGUAAGGUGCACAAGUGUACUGACUGUCAUGGUAGUGGUAUGAAGUUUGUUACUAGACAAAUGGGUCCUAUGAUUCAAAGAUUCCAAACCGUUUGUGACAAGUGUCAAGGUACCGGUGAUAUCUGUAAUCCAAAGGAUAGAUGUACCGUAUGUAAGGGUAAGAAGACACAAUCUGAACGUAAGAUUUUACAAGUUCACAUUGACCCAGGUAUGAAGGAUGGUCAACGUGUCGUUUUCAGCGGUGAAGGUGAUCAAGAACCAGGUAUUACCCCAGGUGAUGUUAUCUUUGUCGUUGACGAAAAGCCUCAUGAAAAGUUCACCAGAAAGGGUAAUGAUUUAUUCUACGAAGCUGAAAUUGACUUGUUGACUGCUUUGGCUGGUGGUGAAGUUGCAUUCAAGCAUAUUUCUGGUGAUUGGAUCAAGGUUCACAGCUAUCCAGGUGAAGUCAUCUCCACCGGUGAAGUUAAAGUUGUUGAAGGUCAAGGUAUGCCAAUUUAUAGACAAGGUGGUAGAGGUAACUUGUUUGUUAAGUUCACAGUUAAAUUCCCAGAAAAUGGGUUUGCUUCUGAAGACAAAUUGAAGGAAUUGGAAUCUAUUUUACCUGCCAGAGCCAAGGUUACUAUUCCUAAGGGUGCUGAAGUUGACGAAUGUGACAUGGUUAGCUUCAACCCAGCCCAACAUCAACAAACAAGGAGGGAUGCUUACGAUUCUGAAGAUGAAGAAGGAGGUCAACCUGGUGUUCAAUGUGCAUCUCAAUAGGCGUGUUUCUUUUAUGUAUACAUAAUAAAUUAGGGGUUCGUUUUAAUAUAUAGCUGUUUAAAGGCAUCCCAUGUAAUCAUUCUACAAAGUUACGUCAAUAUAUUAUUCUAUUUCUAUUAAUACAGCUUCUAUAAAAAUUUAUAUGCAAAACAUGAAUCAUUCAACUGGACUUCUCAUCCAUUGAGUUUAAAUUAACCUUGGCCUCUCUCUUCUUCUUGGCCCGUUGUGAAAGAUAUGAAAGAAUCAAAAACGAAAUGAUACAGAAUCCCGACAUCAACGUAUAGGUUCCACCAGUGCCCAUGGCGUCAAUCAUAGCCAGAAGUGCACCUACACCAGCUGCUCCCAACAAGCAUCUCAUCAAGUUCAAACAGGAAGUAGCGGCACUUCCUUGGUUAGGAAACAAGUCCACCAACAACGUAUUCAUACAACCCAUGAAACUCACAGCUGCGAGCGAGAUCAUAAACGACGAGAUCAAAAUUGGUGCAAUAUUUGUGUGUUUUUCAAUACACCAGCCAAACACAAUGAGAAAUACCACAAUGAUAACCGAGGUGAAUAUUGCUGUUUGAAAUCUGGCGCCAAACAAGUCAAAUGGUGGCUGUUGUUCCUUGGGUAAAUGACCAUAAGUGCUGUCGUAAGCGGUUUUUCGACGACGGUAGGUAUAAUCAAGAAGUCUUCCGGUCCCAACUGACCCUACAAGAGUUCCCAUACCAGGAGCCAAGUAACAUAAUCCAACAUGAACCACACUAAACCCAUAGUCAACUUGCAUACUGGUGGAAAGGGUAGUCAAAUUCAUAGUCCAGGCGGUAAACUGAAACCCACCAGCCAAAAGCGUGAAAAACACUGCAGGUUUAAAGAAUAUCUUGUAUGGUGCAAAAAUGUUGGCAGAUGUACGUGGCGACAAUGUUGACACAUCAUUGGUCAAGCGGUGACUACAACACGGGAAAUGAACCACUGGGCUCUGGUUAUAAAUGUACUUUGGUGGCACUGACAUGUUUCCCACGAU
Messenger RNA from Spathaspora passalidarum NRRL Y-27907, 2357 nucleotides. It is a transcript of the gene YDJ1, whose product is annotated as type I HSP40 co-chaperone. Lineage: Eukaryota; Fungi; Ascomycota; Pichiomycetes; Serinales; Debaryomycetaceae. Gene Ontology annotation, molecular function: ATP binding; Hsp70 protein binding. Gene Ontology annotation, biological process: response to heat; protein refolding. Bases 143 to 1354 code for a protein of 403 amino acids. Gene Ontology annotation, cellular component: nucleus; cytoplasm; cytosol. The record is from RefSeq and is a predicted model, not a curated record. The transcript has a single exon.